AUGGUAUCUUUAUAUAAUAUGGACUCGAAUUCCGAGUUACCAUUUAAUACAUCUCAUUAUCCACAUCAUCAUUUACCUUAUCAUCAUCAUGGAAAUAUUUAUGAUCCAUCAAUACAACCUCCAUCAACUACACAACCAUCAUUACCACCACCACCACCAUCAACUAAUUGGAUGAUGAAUCCACAUCAUUCACAUACACAUUUAAUGAUGCAACAUCAUUUACAAAUUCCUCCAUCACAAUAUACAAAUGGUAUUAAUGGACCUAAUUCAAAUUCAUCAAAAGAUGAUCCAUCAUCUCCAUUAUCAUCAUCACCUGGUGGUACAACACCACCAACAUCAUCAUCAGCAUUAACACCAAAUUCUAUAUCAACAAAUCAUCAUCAUCAUCAACAUCAACAUCAUCAUAAUUCAUCAUCAUCAUCAUCAAAAAAAACUCUUGAUGAUCGUGUUAAACGACCAAUGAAUGCAUUUAUGGUAUGGUCACGUGGACAACGACGUAAAAUGGCACAAGAAAAUCCUAAAAUGCAUAAUUCUGAAAUAAGUAAAUGUUUAGGUGCUGAAUGGAAAAAUUUAAAUGAAGAUGAUAAACGACCAUUUAUUGAUGAAGCUAAACGUUUACGUGCAAUUCAUAUGAAAGAACAUCCUGAUUAUAAAUAUCGACCAAGACGUAAAACAAAAAAUUUACAAACAACAACAUCAACAUCAUUAUCAAAUAAUCAUAAUUCAACAACAAUGAUGAAUAAUCAUCAUUCACAUCAAAAAAAAGAUAAAUCAAAUCAUCUUCAUCAUCAUCAACAACAACAACAACAACAACAACAACACCAACAACAUCAUUUAAAUUCUUCAACAUCAAAUCUUUCAUCAGUACAAUCAUUACCACCACGUGGUACAAGUUGGGGAUUACCAACAAAUGUUGUUGCAUCAACAUCAUCAUCAUCACCAUAUUUAACUGAUUGUAAUUCAUCAUAUUCAAUGACAGAUCCAAAUACACUUUAUACACAUCCAUUUCCACCUCCACCACCUAUGUAUCAUUAUGGUCCACCAUCAAGUACAAGUCCUCAAACACCUCCACCACCUGUUCAAUAUGGUUAUAGUGGUAAUCAUCCAUAUUCUUAUAUGAAACCUGAACCUAUAUCAUCUCAGCAACAUUUUUAUCCUCCAUUAGCACCAAUAUCACAUCAAGAUUAUUCUCCACCAGAUCCAUCAUCACCUGAACAGCAUAUGUAA
Messenger RNA from Rotaria sp. Silwood1, 1227 nucleotides. The record is from the annotation of a GenBank genome assembly. Lineage: Eukaryota; Metazoa; Rotifera; Eurotatoria; Philodinida; Philodinidae.